UAGUGAGCAGCCACCGUUACGAAAUGUCAGUAACAUUCCGAUUUUGAUGCACGAUGGAAUACCUGGUGGGCACCCUCUCCGAAAGCUAGAAGCCGGCCCAGAGAAGACACGCUCUUUUCGUCGUCUACCUCGGAGCGUAUCUACGACGACCUCCACGUGGCACGGACAAGUUAUGCUACGCAAAUUUCAACCAACAUUCCGUGCGUACAAACGUCAAAGAAUCAAGAAUCACACCGAGUACGAUAUAGUAAAAUAGGGACGAGACCUAGGCGCACGGGAAACCGACUUCGAAAAAUCGCGACCGAACACGGAAGCGCAUGCAAAAAGUGCACACAAGCCUGAAAAGCGUUGCACGAUUCGCUGCCAAAAUACUACCGAGUACGAUAUAGAGCAGCGGCGCACGAUAUAGUCGAGGAGGAAGCCAAAUUUGAGGUGGCCACUCGUAGACGAGCUUCGACAAGGAAGUGCUCCAAGCCUGAAGGGUACCGCACGGCUCGGUCGCCGAAGUCUCGAAACGAGAACCGCAGCCGAUCGAUCGACCACGAGAUUUCGGGAUCCCUCCUGAAAUAUUAAAGAUAUUAAGGAUAUUAAGUCUGUAUCGAUGGGGGUGUUUAGUAUAUUAUUCGGGAAAUACCUGCUAGCUACGAACACCAUAAGCUGCGGUUUGAUGAUGGCCAUUGGAGACAUUUUGCAGCAGCGGAGCGAACACUGGAAACGUCGCCACGACCAUAAAUAUUUCCCAGAACAGAGUUUAUCGCAAACCAUCGUCCAGUUCGAAUCGUCUGGAAUCGAGAACAUCGUUUUAGAAAAUGUCGAGGAAACUGAUCUGCCUUACAAGCACGAUUUCACCCGCACCAGGAACAUGAUGGCGGUGGGCCUGAUUCAGGGCCCGUUUCACCAUUAUUUCUAUAUCGCCUUGGAUCGGUAUUUACCUGGAAGAAAUACCAGUUCCAUCUUCAAGAAAACCUUCGUCGAUCAAGCCGUCGCUAGCCCGACGUGUCUGGGUAUAUUUUUCUUCGGCCUCGGUCUUCUAGAAAGCAGAGACAUAAAAGACAUCAACGAAGAGGUCAAACUUAAGUUCUUUGAUACGUGGAAAGUGGAUUGCUGUUUCUGGCCUCCCACGCAAUUCAUCAAUUUUUUGUUAGUACCUGUUAAAUAUCGCGUGAUUUAUAUUAACCUGAUGACCAUGAUUUACGACAUCUUUCUGUCGUAUAUUAAAUAUGACGCUGCUUUUUAACCGCACAAUAUUUCUACGAAAGUCACCUUCGGAAGUGGCACUGGAUCUUACCGCAACGACGGCAUAAUUCCUGCAAUAAUCGAGCAUAAUAAUUUUAAAGAUUGUUAUACACAUAGGAAUUAAUUGUAAAUCAAAUCGCAAUAAAAUGACGACUUUUGUAGUAA
This is a messenger RNA of Orussus abietinus, 1401 nucleotides long. Its product is annotated as mpv17-like protein 2. NCBI's taxonomy places the organism in Eukaryota, Metazoa, Arthropoda, Insecta, Hymenoptera, Orussidae. Gene Ontology annotation, biological process: mitochondrial ribosome assembly. The record is from RefSeq and is a predicted model, not a curated record. The transcript has 4 exons. Gene Ontology annotation, cellular component: cytoplasm; membrane. The coding region runs from base 602 to 1237 and encodes 211 amino acids.